Messenger RNA from Salvelinus fontinalis (brook trout), 4945 nucleotides. RefSeq names its product FAST kinase domains 1 (gene fastkd1). Gene Ontology annotation, molecular function: RNA binding. NCBI's taxonomy places the organism in Eukaryota, Metazoa, Chordata, Actinopteri, Salmoniformes, Salmonidae. Gene Ontology annotation, cellular component: mitochondrial matrix; ribonucleoprotein granule. Gene Ontology annotation, biological process: regulation of mitochondrial mRNA stability; mitochondrial RNA processing. The record is from RefSeq and is a predicted model, not a curated record. The transcript has 15 exons. The coding region runs from base 2153 to 4675 and encodes 840 amino acids.
UAUUAUGAUGAUCGCUCAUAAUGCAAACAAACAUUUUUUUAUAAAAUAUAUUUUUUAAAUGUGUUCCGUUAUUGUUUACCUGCUGCUUGUGUGGAGUACAUAAACUAAGGGACACAGGUUUUACAUGUUAUUUACAUUAGGGACUUGCUCAUGGAUUAUGGUAAAAGGGACAGUAUAUUGAAAAAAGUACGGUAGUGGUCACGCUCCAGGAAAUCGAGAAAACAGGGAGAAAGAGAGCGCACUUGUUUGAAAUUGAAAAGCGUCGUGGUAGCUACUAUAGUGAUAAAGAAGAACAUCAAGACGAAGCAGCUGCUUUACAAGUUGGAUGCACUUUUGAGCGCUACAUCCCGAGGGGUUCGUUCUGCUUGUGACAGCCGGUUAAAUGGCGUCCCUUGACAAGGCAAGAACAAUAUGUAUGUCAGAAGAAGUGGAGUAUUAUCAUAAGUAUAGUUAUACUUGGAAUACGGAGGAUGAACGGAGAGAAAAAGAGGCAGAGGAGGUCUAGGAGAGAGAGAGGAAGAGGGUGAGCUUGAGUCGGUUAAAAUGGCGGGAAAAAUUUAGAUUGUUAAAGAAGAAUGGUAGAAAGUGUAACAGAGUGAGUUGAAGAUGGGAGGAGAAAUGGAAGUAAUUGAGAGCGAAGUAUCGGAGGUGGUAGGUGUGGUGAAGUUCUCGGACCCCGAGGCUUGCACUGAGGGUCAGAAUAAAGAUGAAUCUGUCACUGUAGGAGUGAAGUUUUUUGAAAAAGUGGACCCCUUUGAUCCAUUUGAGGUUUCAGGGUGGGUGAAAACAGAGUUGGGUGUUGUGGAAUCGCUGAGGGUAACCAGAAGUGGUCUUGUGAUAAUUGUAUGUGUUUCUGCUGGUCAUAGAGAGCGCCGUGUUAAACAUUUUGGUAGGCCAUCAUUGUAAAAGAAUGUGUUCUUAACUGACUUGCCUAGUUAAAUAAAGGUUAAAUAAAUAAAUGGGGGCAAGAAUAUAUGCUCUCAAGAAUAGGGCGCCAUUGAAAGGUGUGAUUACUGGGGUUGUUUGGUGCAAAGCAGACAGGGUGGCGUGAGUGGAGAAACAGAAGAUUCAUUGUCUGUUCUUUUGAGUUUUUAUGUUAGGAUAUAUAAGUUAUCCAGUAUGAGCUUUUGUGCCGACUACAUUAUGUUGUGACAGGUGUCAAGCUUAUGGGCAUGUGGCAGCAGUGUGUAGGAGUGAGGUUCCUAGAUGUAAGAAGUGUGCAGAAGAGCAUGAGACAAAGAAGUGUGCAGCAUUGGGGAAAGUAUUGAUAUGUGUUAAUUGUAGGGGUGCCCAAGGGGCUGGGUAUCAGAAAUGUCCUGUGCGAGAGAGGCAGGUUGAGGUUUCCAGGGUUAGAGUAGUGCAGAAGUUGUCAUAUGGUGAGGUAGUGAAGAAAGUAGAGGAAGAUGGGUCAAGGGGGAGGGAUCCUGAGAGGAGUGGUGUAGUAGUAGAUCUGUACCAGUACAGAGGGAUAGGCCAACAAGUGAUACAUGUUUCAGUAAGAUUGGAUUUUUGGCAUUUAUAGUAAUGGUUAUCAACUGUACUGCAGGGAUGGAACGUAAGUCGCAGAAAUUAGAGGUUGUUGUGACAGCUGCAGAGAGGUAUUUGGGUGUGCGAGACUUGACAUCAGAAGAGUUACAGGGUGUGUUAAGUGGUGGUGUUCCAUCCUUUCAGGCUGUUGGCCUAAAAUAGGAAUAAAUAUAUUCAAAUAGUGGAGUGUGGUAUUUAUUAUUUGAGUCUAGUGUUAGAUGGUAAGGUAUUUGUUGUGUUUUUUUUUUAUUUGAAAAAUAUAUAUUUUUUGAGGAUUGUUUUUUUUAAAUCAAUGUAUACGGGAGUUAUACUCCAGUCUAGUAGGUGGCGGUAAUGCAACAUUUAUUGGAUGCCAACCGCCUUUAAACCUCAUCGAAGAAGAAUAUAAAGUACGGUAGCCUAACACAGCCAACAGACUCAAGUCACAAACUGAUGUAGCCAUUUAGCUAGUUGGAGAAGUAAAAUAGAUAAAUCAUACUAGUUUGUUUGGUAGGUCGAUUUCACUCUAAUUCAUUAUUUGAAAUUACAAACAAAAAUAGACUUACACCGGUAAACGCUUAAACUGCAAGAUGUGUUGGGAACGGGAUUGACUUGGGCACUGUCCUGUCCCCACGCCGGGUCCUCCAUGUCCAUGUUUCGGCUCCGAGCUGUGACUGGGAGCCGCUACCUGCGCAGGUUUUUGCAUGGGGGAGCAGCGAACCGGGACUAUGUUCUGGAGCAGCUUGGCAUCUGCUCUGGUGAAGACCAAGUGUUGGAGGUGGUGGGCAAGAACAAGGCCAAGCUGACUGUGAACCAUGUUGGCUGUGCCAUAGGCAUGCUCUGGCAUUUCCAGAAGGAGAAGCCACAGAUGCUGAGAACGGUUGAGUACAUCAAAAGCCACCCAGAGUUCCUGACUCUCCGGGUGCUGGCUGAGAACAAAAUUGAGCUCAUGGAUGAUGUCAUGUUGGUGGACAUGCUCUACAAUGUUCUCAGGCUCAAUGUGGAACCAUAUGAUUCUCUUGCUCAGCAAUUGGUCUCAGAGGCCUGGCUCAGAUUAUACAGAUUUCCAAUGCCAUCACUGUCCAAGUUUGCUGUCUGCCUAAGUGAUCAACAUCUGCAGCACAGUCCUCCAAUGGGUCAAAUCACUGACAUUUUGGAUCAGAAACUCUCCUCAAUUGAUGAUGCCAGGAUCCUGACAACCCUCAUGGUCAGCGUGUCAUCUUUGGUGUCCCCUCAUCUGCGGGAUAAACUCAUCAAUAAGGCAGAUCAUCUCCUUGACACCAUGGAUCCCUCACACUACAACAACCCCAGGAGGAUGGUGCAGUUCCUGCGCAACAUCAAGUAUAAUUACCGUCCCCUGCUGGAGAAGUGCAACCACAUUCUCCUGCGCAAUGUUCCCCACCUAAAUGCAGAGAACAUAAGCAUCAUCCUGGGGCUCUACCAGUCAAUGCAGUUCAACAACUGUGACUUCCGUCUGGCUGCAAAGCAGAGGCUAAUGGAACUCGUGGAUUCGAGCGCAGACCCUUUCUCCUUCACCAAGCUGUUUGUUGCUCUUGGGCCUAUGGCAGGGGAGGACACCAAAGAGAGGUUGGAGAGUACAGCACUGCUACUGGCAGAAGAUCUUAAUGCCCAGCAGGCCCUAGCUGUGGCAGAGACACUAGAGGAGAUUCAGUGUAGAAACCUGAAUCUGAUCCAAAAGAUUGCAUCAGUAGUCCACAAGAACCUGCAUGUCUACAAGCCCAUGGAGAUAGCCAGGAUCACACAAGCCCUGAUCCUGCUGCAUUACCAGAGUCCAGAGCUCUUCAAUAAAUUAAGGAACAUUCUGGUUCAGUUCUUGCUGGACAGUGUCUACCCAUAUGAAGUGACCAUGCUGACUCGUGUUCUCUCCAUGCUGCCUUCACCUCGACUCGACGAAAGCGUCAUUUCACGGGUGGAGGCAGUGCUGCCCCAGUGUAAUCUGAAUGACCUGAACACCUUUGCAAUGGCCGUCGCUAAGUGGGUGCGAAAUGACCCGUCCUACCGACACAGCACGCCCAGCAAGUAUGUGCGUCUGCUACAGACACUGAACCGCUGCGGGCAUGAACGCCUGCGCAAGGCUGAUCGCCUGGACUUGGUGUUGGAGGAGCUCAAGUACAUGUCAGGGGAAUGGUUUGAGGAGAUGCUGCUGGAGGAGACCAUGGUUACACUACAGAGGUUGGAGGACCAGAUAUCCUGGACCAAUGUGCCUGAGAUGGCCCUUUUCCUGACCAGGACUAAUCACCUCUGUACUCCAUUAAUGGACCGCAUCGCUAGCGUGGCCAUGGAGAAUAUCAACAAGAUCCACUACUCAGCGACUUAUGCCACCUUGCUGCCCUUUGCUGUACUGAAUUAUGAUCCACCAAGGGUGGAUGAGCUGUUUGACAUCUGCAUUCAGCGCGUCAUACCUCACAUCAGUUCCUUUGACCCCCAUCUGCUUGUACUUCUUGCAUAUGCCCUGGCUGUGGCUGACUGCUUCCCGGAGGACCUGGUUCGAGAAAUCUUCAAUGUGAAUUUCCUUGCCAAGCUGGAUUCCCAGUUAGAAACCCUGCCUGACGCCCUCAACAAGCGUGUCCGCCUGCGUCUCAUGGAGCUAAAUCGGGCUGUGUGUCUAGAGUGUCCAGAGUCCCAGGUUCCCUGGUUCCACGAGCGUUACUGCCUACAGUUACAGAAGAAAGGGAAUGGUUCCAUCAGUCCUGUCCAACAACAAAUCCACAAAAUGCUUGGGGAAGUUCUUGGAGGGAUUAAUUGUGCCAGAGUGGCAUUGCUCACUACUUAUUUCUACACAGUAGACUUUGAAUGUGUUCUGGACAGACACCACCAGGCGGUGGCCUACAGUGAGCAAAGUCAGCUGCAGAUAUCUGGAGAUGGGAAGGUCCGCUGGGGUUCUGACUCUGUAGGGAAGGAUCGGAGUGAGGUCCCUCCAGGGGCACAACGUGUUGCUGUGGACUUCUUGGAUUUCAAAUCCUUCUGCAAAAACUCUCGUCACAUGAAAGGGGAAGCAAUGAUGAGAAAGAGACAUCUGGAGAUUCUGGGAUAUCAUGUUGUCCAGAUCCCUCAUUUUGAAUGGAACUCUAUGGAGCUCUCCACACAGGAUGCAUGGAAGGAAUACCUUAGGAAGAAGAUAUUUACUGGGCUUCCCUCAAGCACCUAGAUGUUGAAUGAAGGACACGUGUUAUAUUGCUUUUGCUACUGAACCGUGAGAGAAAAGGUCUGCCUUUUUAGAAAUGUAUAUUUGCAGGCAGGUCAUUGACAAUUGUUUUUAAGCAUCAGAUGUUUAUCAAGUGCUCCUUAUUGCCUACUCCAAAGCCUAAAGUGGACAUGGAGCUACCUCAUCUCCUGCCAAGAAAAAUUGUAUCAGGCUUUUUAUAUGAACUGUAGCAUUUGUCAAAUAAUAAUUUUUGUAAUAAAAUUUUAAAAAAUG